Suncus etruscus (white-toothed pygmy shrew) is the source of this 2133-nucleotide messenger RNA. RefSeq names its product matrix metallopeptidase 9 (gene MMP9). The record is from RefSeq and is a predicted model, not a curated record. Gene Ontology annotation, biological process: extracellular matrix organization; collagen catabolic process; proteolysis. Gene Ontology annotation, cellular component: extracellular matrix. The coding region runs from base 1 to 2133 and encodes 710 amino acids. NCBI's taxonomy places the organism in Eukaryota, Metazoa, Chordata, Mammalia, Eulipotyphla, Soricidae. Gene Ontology annotation, molecular function: zinc ion binding; metalloendopeptidase activity. The transcript is spliced from 13 exons.
AUGAACCCCUGGCAACCCCUUGUCCUGGUGCUCGUGGCUCUGAGUGGCUGUUUGGCAGCUCCCAGACCACACCAGCCCAGGCUGGUUGUCUUCCCAAAAGACCUUCGGAGCAACCUCACCGACAAGCAGCUGGCAGAGGAGUAUCUCUUCCGCUAUGGCUACACCCGCCUGGCGGAGCUGAACCAGGACCAGAUAGGGUCGGCGCUGAAGAGGCUCCAGCAACGCCUGAGUCUGCCAGUGACAGGGGAGUUGGACAGUGCCACCCUGGAGGCCAUCAAAACCCCACGCUGCGGCGUCCCAGACCUGGGCAGAUUUCAGACAUUUGAGGGCGACCUCAAGUGGCAUCACCACAACAUCACGUACUGGAUCCAAAACUACUCAGAAGAUUUGCCCCGGGAUAUCAUUGAUGACGCCUUUGCCCGAGCCUUUGCGGUCUGGAGUGAGGUGACUCCGCUCACCUUUACCCGAGUCUAUGGCCCCGAAGCAGACAUCGUCAUCCAGUUUGGAGCUGCGGAACACGGAGAUGGGUAUCCUUUCGACGGGAAGAACGGGCUCCUGGCACACGCCUUUCCCCCAGGCGAUGGCAUUCAAGGGGAUGCCCACUUCGAUGAAGAUGAGUUGUGGACGCUGGGCCAAGGCGUUGUGAUUCCCACCCGCUACGGAAACGCAGACGGCGCCCCCUGCCACUUUCCCUUUGUAUUCGAGGGCCAGUCCUAUACAUCUUGCACCACGAAUGGGCGCUCGGAUGACCUCAGCUGGUGCAGUACCACUGCCAACUUCGACAAAGACUGUCAGUUCGGCUUCUGCCCCAGUGAAAGACUCUACACCGAGUACGGCAAUGGGGAAGGCAAAGCUUGCGUGUUUCCCUUCAUCUUCGAGGGCCGCUCCUACUCCACCUGCACUGUGGCUGGACGCAACGAUGGCUACCGCUGGUGUGCCACCACCUCCAACUAUGACCAGGACAAGCUCUUUGGCUUCUGCCCCACCAGAGUUGACUCCAUAGUGACUGGUGGCAAUGCAGCAGGAGAAAUGUGUGCCUUUCCCUUCACCUUCCUGGGCAAGGAGUACUCGGCCUGCACCAGAGAUGGCCGUACAGAUGGCCUCCUCUGGUGUGCUACCACCCCAAACUUCGACACAGACAAAAAGUGGGGCUUUUGUCCUGACCAAGGGUACAGCCUGUUCCUUGUGGCUGCGCAUGAGUUUGGCCAUGCACUGGGAUUGGACCAUUCAUCUGUGCCCAGCGCGCUCAUGUACCCCAUGUACAGUUUCACUGAAGAGCCCCCCCUUGAUAAGGAUGAUGUAGAGGGAAUCCAGAAACUCUAUGGUGUUCGCCCUACAUCUCAACCACAGCCUCAACCACAACCAACUACCAUCACACCUGAACCCCAGCCCACUGCUCCCCCAACUGUGUGUCCUACGGGGCCUCCCACAGCCCGCCCCUCUGAGCAGCCCACUGUGGGGCCCACGGGUGCCCCUUCACCUGGUCCCACUGGCCCCCCCACUGCUGGCCCUUCAGCAGCCCCUACUAUGCCAUUGGAUCCUGAUGAAGAGAUCUGCCAAGUGAACAUAUUUGAUGCUAUCUCAGAGAUCCAGGGGCAUCUGCAUGUCUUCAGGGAUGGGAGGUACUGGAAACUGUCAAGAAACACCAGAGAUAGGCUGCAGGGGCCUUUCCUUAUCAAGGACACCUGGCCAGCGUUGCCCACUACACUGGACUCUGUCUAUGAGGAUCCACUAAGCAAGAAGCUUUUCUUCUUCUCUGGGCGACAAGUGUGGGUGUACACAGGAACGUCGGUGCUAGGACCCAGGCGUCUGGACAAGCUGGGCUUGGGCCCCAACGUGGCCCAAGUCACUGGGGUUCUCCCCCAGGGCAGGGGUAAAGCGCUUCUGUUCAGCCUGGAUCGCUUCUGGAGGUUUGACUUGAAGACACAGAAGGUUGAUGCCCAGAGCGCCACCCUAGUGGACGAGCUGUUCCCUGGGGUGCCUUUGAAUGCGCACGACAUCUUUUGGUACCAAGGGAAAGCUUACUUCUGCAAGGAUGAAUUCUUCUGGAGGGUGAUUUCCUGGUCUGAUGUGAACAAAGUGGACAGAGUGGGCUACGUGACCUUCGACCUUCUACAGUGCCCUGAGAACUAG